Molecule: messenger RNA, 1822 nt
Organism: Acanthaster planci (crown-of-thorns starfish)
Lineage: Eukaryota; Metazoa; Echinodermata; Asteroidea; Valvatida; Acanthasteridae
Biological process (GO): tRNA splicing, via endonucleolytic cleavage and ligation
Molecular function (GO): tRNA 2'-phosphotransferase activity
Source: RefSeq, a predicted model, not a curated record
ACUGGCUGGUGAAAUGGCGUGAAAUGAUGAUGAGUGGUUGUGCAAUUUUUCUUUCUUGAUAUUCACCCGUAACAGUGUUUGUGACAUACGUAAAUUUGCAUGGUCAGUGUUUCAUUUUCAUUGCCAUUUUCCACACUCUUAAUCGUAAUUUACUCUGUUAGUAAAGACAUUUCAAGCAAUUUUCCUGCGUUUAAAUUCGAAGAAAUCACCCGAAGGCUCGAAAACGGAAGAAGUCUGAAAUUGGAAUUUUUGCACGUGUCUCGAAAACCUUAACGUUCUCAUACUAACAUAACAGUUAGGCCUGGGCCGGGGCCUUCUUCACAAUGCCAAGUGCAAAGAGCACUUCUAACGCCAAUGGUAAAGAACGUAAUGAUUCCCAGUCUGCCAAGAACAGGGAAGAAAGGAAGGAUCCAUAUGCAGAUCCCAAGAACAGCAAGCUGGGCAAAAGGCUUGCUUACCUCCUGAGAUAUGGAGCAGUUAAGGAGGGACUGACCGUCAGCUCACGAGGCUACGUGAAGGUGACUGACAUCAUGACCGUACCCCUGUUGUCCACGUACUCUGAAGAGACCCUGGUUGAGGAGUUUGACAAAGCCGUCUCGGAACGAGGCCACAAGCGGUACGAGAUGAAGACGGAAAACGGAGUGGUGUACGUCAGGUCCAUCUUCAGUCAGCGAUUUGAGCGGUAUCCUUACCAUGAAGGCACCAAGGUGGUCAGACUACUGGAGAUGUGCCUGCAAUAUGUAACCAUCAACAUAGCCGACUACAGCUUGGAAGGUAUCAUGGAUGAAUACAUCAUCAGUGACAUCGUUCGACGCCUAAAGCGCUCCAAGAGGCUCAACAACACCUCCCUGGCCAGUGUCCUCAGCCCCGACCUGGAGCAGCUGGACCUGAGCGAUGCCUACCUUACCAUGGGCUCCCUCAAGAUGAUCAUGACCCACUCACCCAACCUCAAGAUCCUGAACCUGAAAUUCUGCGGCUACCUGAUCAAUGACGAAUUGCUGAAGAGAUUGAUGAAGAAUCUUCCCCACUUGAUCAACCUGAAUGUCUGCCAGUGCACCCACCUGACCGGCCUGUCCCUGCGCAACGUGGCCAAACUCCUGCCUGCCAUCCAGGCCCUGAAUGUGGCCCGCAUUGAGAACUUCAAGGAGGCUGACAUCCUCAAGUGCCUGGAGAGCUGCAAGGAGCUGAGGCACUUGGACAUCUACCAGUGCAACUUGCCCUUCACGGACGAUUUCUGCACCAAGUUGGUCACAAUCUGCCAGGCCCGACCGAAACUGAAGGUUAUUGAGAAAUAACCAUCCGAAUAUCACAGAGGAUGAAGUGAGAGCACAAGCAUUCGAUCAUCUUUUAAUAUGCCACAGGCCGACAUCGAGGUCACAUGAGCUUUUCAUUUGUCAAAUUCCAAAAAGAGUGUGCACAUACACGAAUACUACUACACUAUUAGGAGAAAUUGUAUUUUUUCAAGAUUCUCAGCUGGGCAUCGCAUUUCUUGAAACAGUUUGACUAAGCACACCCUCCUUUGUCUGGGCAAAUUAAUACUUGACUGUAAUUUUCAGCUCUUCGUGCAGGUGGUGGUAGAGCUGGUCAUCUGCUAUCCUCAUAACAGGGAGAAGAACUUUUUGGACGCAGAGAAAUUAACUUAUGUAACACAUGUACCAACAAUAAAAAUAGAUGCACGUCUUGAGUGGGUACAAAAGUUCUCGUUGCAUUUCUUGAUUUUUUGCUUUUGGUAUUUGAAAUCAUUUAUGUGACUUGAUAAAGUCAUUUAAAGAUAAUGUAAAGAAUUUAUUUUGUACAGUAGAAUAAAUUGUAAAAAUCUUGA